ACGGUAUUAAAAUGGUAGAUGAACCUAUGGAGGAGGGAGAACCAUAUUCCUAUAAUGAUGAAGAAUGUGUGAAAGAGAUACCUAUUACCCACCAUGUGAAAGAAGGAUGUGAGAAGGCAGACCCUGCACAAUUCGAAUUACUUAAAGUCCUUGGUCAGGGGUCAUUUGGAAAGGUUUUUCUGGUGAGAAAGAUUAUAGGUCCUGAUGCUGGACAGCUGUAUGCAAUGAAAGUUCUGAAGAAAGCUUCUCUGAAAGUUCGAGAUAGGGUUCGUACAAAGAUGGAGAGAGAUAUAUUGGUAGAAGUAAAUCAUCCAUUUAUUGUCAAGCUGCACUAUGCCUUUCAGACUGAAGGGAAGCUAUAUUUAAUAUUGGAUUUUCUCAGGGGAGGAGAUGUGUUCACAAGAUUAUCCAAAGAGGUAUGUAUUUAUAAAAAUGGAAUCAUUUUGCUUGAUGAAGCAGGACAUAUCAAGUUAACAGACUUCGGCCUUAGCAAAGAAUCCGUUGAUCAAGAAAAGAAGGCCUAUUCUUUCUGUGGUACUGUAGAAUAUAUGGCUCCUGAAGUUGUAAACAGGCGAGGCCAUAACCAGAGUGCUGAUUGGUGGUCAUUUGGGGUUCUCAUGUUUGAAAUGCUUACUGGCACACUGCCAUUUCAAGGUAAAGAUCGAAAUGAAACAAUGAAUAUGAUACUCAAAGCAAAACUUGGAAUGCCGCAGUUUCUAAGCCCUGAAGCUCAAAGUCUUCUGAGGAUGUUGUUUAAAAGGAAUCCUUCCAAUAGGUUAGGAGCCGGUCCUGAUGGGGUUGAAGAAAUUAAGAGGCAUCCCUUUUUUUCUACCAUUGACUGGAAUAAAUUAUACAGGACAGAGAUUCAGCCCCCGUUUAAGCCUGCUUCUGGAAAACCUGAAGACACAUUUUGUUUUGAUCCAGAAUUCACAGCAAAAACACCCAAAGAUUCUCCAGGAGUUCCACCUAGUGCUAAUGCGCAUCAGCUGUUCAAAGGCUUUAGCUUUGUCGCCACGACUGCCAUAGAAGACCACAAAAUCUCCCCUCUCAACAACAUAUUGCCAAUAGUUCAGCAACUUCAUGGGAACAGUGCACUAUUCACAGACGCAUAUGAGCUUAAAGAGGACAUUGGUGUUGGGUCCUACUCUGUGUGCAAGCGAUGUAUCCACAUGGCUUCAAAUAUGGAGUUUGCUGUGAAGAUCAUUGACAAAAGUAAGAGAGAUCCCUCUGAAGAAAUAGAGAUUUUGAUGCGCUACGGACAGCACCCUAAUAUCAUCACUUUGAAAGAUGUGUAUGAUGAUGGUAAAUAUAUCUACCUGGUCACUGAAUUAAUGAAAGGGGGUGAGCUGCUUGAUCGUAUUCUCAGACAAAAGUAUUUCUCUGAACGGGAAGCAAGUGCUGUGUUGUACACCAUCGCCAAAACAGUUGACUAUCUUCAUUGUCAAGGAGUAGUGCAUCGAGACCUGAAGCCCAGUAAUAUCUUGUAUAUGGAUGACUCUAAUAAUGCUGACUCUAUCAGAAUUUGUGAUUUUGGUUUUGCAAAACAACUUCGGGGGGAGAAUGGGCUUCUCUUAACGCCUUGCUACACUGCCAACUUUGUAGCACCAGAGGUUCUCAUGAGACAGGGAUACGACGCUGCUUGUGAUAUUUGGAGUUUGGGUGUCCUCCUUUAUACAAUGUUGGCUGGGUACACUCCUUUUGCCAAUGGCCCCAAUGAUACCCCCGAGGAAAUCUUAUUGCGAAUAGGAAGUGGAAAAUUUUCUUUGAGCGGAGGCAACUGGGACACUGUUUCAGAUGCAGCAAAGGAUUUGCUAUCUCAUAUGCUACAUGUAGAUCCCCAUCAGCGAUAUACUGCAGAGCAAGUUCUCAAGCAUUCAUGGAUAACCUGUAGGGAUCAGUUGCCCCAUUACCAGCUGAACAGGCAAGACGCACCACAUCUAGUAAAGGGGGCCAUGGCUGCCACAUAUUCUGCACUGAAUCACAAGACAUUUCAGCCUGUGUUAGAGCCUGUCGCAGCUUCCAGCUUAGCUCAAAGGCGAAGCAUGAAAAAGCUAACGUCAACAGACUUAUAGUUCCACUGGGAGUACUUAGCCAAAGUGGAACAAGGGGAAAAAAUCCAAUAAGUGGCUCAGUAUCUGCCUGCCCUGUGAUUUAAAAGGCAUAUACAGGUUUCUCCUACACUACUUGAAUUCUGUCGAAGAGGAUGAAAAAGGACACAGGUCCAGGGGGAUUCAUAAUAUGUUCCGCAAGAAGCAUGGAUGGUUUAUCAGAGCAAAACAUCACGGUGCAUCACAAAGAUCACGAGGAAUUUCUUUAUGCUGUCCUUUUCUGAUAUCCAUUGCGUUAAGUUAAUACUUUUUUUAAUACUGCGUCUUCCCCCAGUUCCUAAAGAUACGAUCUAGGGGACCAUUAACAAUAAUGCUUAAACCGUAGAUUGAAAAGAGGAGGGGGGGGGGGGGUGUUAAUAGUUUAAUAUUUUUGAAAUCUGGCAUGUUAAAAAAAACAGCAACAAAUUUUUAAACUCUAUAGUUUUGUAAUUGGUCACUUGAGGAUGGAGCCCAUUUAUUCAAAACAACCGAUAGAACAGAGCUAGGCUAAUGAAAGAACGAUGUGUCUGUACAAAAUGUGUUCAUGCUGACCUGGAAGCCUAGACGAGGCUGGGUUCAGACAAUAUCUUUCUGAAGACCGACCCUUCAAUUAUAAUGUGAAAGCCCUUCCCUGAAUAAUAGAGGUGGUCAGUGUAGGAAUGUUCCUGAUGGGAGGCUGCUGAGGGGUAGGGGUUGUUAGGGCAAGAUGAUGUGUAGGUGGCAUCUCCAUCCUUGGAGAAACGUUCAGAGAGAUGCCUCUAGAUGUGCACUUGGUAUAGAACAGGGAAUAUGACCUUUAGGGCCAGUGGGUUGACCUAUCUCAGUAGUUUUCAACCUUAUCACACUGCAGACCCACCUUUAAUCCCCAGUCUGGAGCAAAAAGACUCCGCCCGAAUUGCAUUCUGUACAUGGCCAUUUCCCCCUUGUCUCUCUGUGUCGCAUUUUCAAAGCUAAACAAGAAAAUACAACUGGUGCAGUGCACUAAGGUCAUGACCUGCUUUUGACUCCUGACACAUCAGUUGAAAUUCAGUAAACUAGAUGGUCCACCGA
Molecule: messenger RNA, 3137 nt
Organism: Sphaerodactylus townsendi
Lineage: Eukaryota; Metazoa; Chordata; Lepidosauria; Squamata; Sphaerodactylidae
Gene: RPS6KA6
Product: ribosomal protein S6 kinase A6
Exons: 21
Coding region: 12-2072 (686 amino acids)
Biological process (GO): protein phosphorylation
Molecular function (GO): ribosomal protein S6 kinase activity; ATP binding; magnesium ion binding
Source: RefSeq, a predicted model, not a curated record